Molecule: messenger RNA, 251 nt
Organism: Strongylus vulgaris
Lineage: Eukaryota; Metazoa; Nematoda; Chromadorea; Rhabditida; Strongylidae
Source: the annotation of a GenBank genome assembly
AUGCAGAAGAACGUGAUCUUGGCUAUUGCGGGUGCAACCGUAGUUGUCAUUUUGAUUGCCACUGGUAUAACUUUAGCAGUCGUCCUCACAAGGAAGAGUCCUGAUCCAGGUAAGAAUAAUUGGAGUAAAAGACUGAGUACUAUUUGUAAUAUCGUCAAAAAUAAGAAGUUUUUAAUGUACACUUGCGUGAUAUUACAAAUCGUUGCGAAAAAGACACAGUCGCGUUGCCUUAAAUUAAGGAGAUCUUGAAA